Messenger RNA from Hypanus sabinus (Atlantic stingray), 927 nucleotides. RefSeq names its product C3a anaphylatoxin chemotactic receptor-like. NCBI's taxonomy places the organism in Eukaryota, Metazoa, Chordata, Chondrichthyes, Myliobatiformes, Dasyatidae. Bases 1 to 927 code for a protein of 308 amino acids. Gene Ontology annotation, cellular component: plasma membrane. Gene Ontology annotation, biological process: positive regulation of cytosolic calcium ion concentration; phospholipase C-activating G protein-coupled receptor signaling pathway; complement receptor mediated signaling pathway. Gene Ontology annotation, molecular function: G protein-coupled receptor activity; complement receptor activity. The transcript has a single exon. The record is from RefSeq and is a predicted model, not a curated record.
AUGUCGCUCUCCGAGGGAGUGUAUAAUUCGACGAUCACUGCGAAUCUCAACCACAGCAACUUCAUAAUCGAUAGAGACAGGAAGGAGUGGGGAGAACCUUUCGUCAUGUCAAUGGUCAUCUUCAUCCUCACCGUCCUGCUGGGCGUCCCGGGCAACGGCGCAGUCAUCUGGGCGUCGGGCUUCAAAAUGAAGAGAACGGUCCACACCGUGUGCUACCUGAACCUGGCUGCGGCCGACCUGAUGUAUUGCCUGAGUCUCCCCUCCCGCAUGGUCGACAUCGUGCUCCACUCUGAGGACGCUGAUAAUUUCCCUUCGGAAUUCUUUGCAUCAAUUAUGUUCCUAAACGGUUUUGCCAGCAUCUAUCUGUUAUGUCUGAUCAGCAUCUACCGCUGCCUGGCUAUUACUCGGCCCAUCUGGUUCCGGCAACAUGUGAGCCUCGCAUGGGUACGUGCGACCUGCUUCGUGGUCUGGGUGAUAAGUGUCAUGUGCCUGCCAGUAUUCAUCAUCAGGAAUCUUUUCAAGACGAGGCUAGUUUUGGCUGCCUUAGGCUUCGGCCCCCCCUUUCUGAUUAUGAUCACUUGUUACGCCGUCGUUGGCUGGAGGCUGCAAGGAGACAGGUUCCCUAAGUCCAGGAAUCCCAUACGCCUGAUCAUGAUCGCGGUCGCCGCCUUUGUGAUCUGCUGGCUCCCCUUCUGUCUCUGCGCCCUCCUACUAAUCGGAAUUAUUCUUUCGGACUGGUACAGAUUCACUCAAGCCCUGACCUCAUUCAACAGCGCGGUCAACCCUCUUGUCUACGUCUUCGCCGGAAGCAACUUCCGUCAGGUCUUCAAGCGCUCCCUGCUUGCCUCGCUCCAGCAGGCCUUCACUGAGCAGGAGCUACAGGGUGAGACCCCGAACCGCAAUCCCACCUCAGAUAGAAAUGUCUGA